This is a messenger RNA of Canis lupus familiaris (dog), 2790 nucleotides long. It is a transcript of the gene EPS8L1, whose product is annotated as EPS8 like 1. Gene Ontology annotation, molecular function: actin binding. The record is from RefSeq and is a predicted model, not a curated record. The transcript has 19 exons. Gene Ontology annotation, biological process: positive regulation of ruffle assembly; Rho protein signal transduction; regulation of Rho protein signal transduction. Gene Ontology annotation, cellular component: plasma membrane; ruffle membrane; vesicle. The coding region runs from base 296 to 2548 and encodes 750 amino acids. NCBI's taxonomy places the organism in Eukaryota, Metazoa, Chordata, Mammalia, Carnivora, Canidae.
GGUAUGCGGAGGCAGAGGCGGGGUGGCCUGGAGGGAGCAGGAAGGAGGGGCCGGCAUUCCGCAUUCUGGACUCAGGGGACAGCAGAGAGCUGGGCCUCUCCGUGCCACCGCCACCAGACAGAGCCUGACGGUGGCAGGUGAGGAAGGGGCUAGCCAGGAGGGGCUGGAGGUCCGGAGUCCCAAGGAGCAGGCGGCCAGGACUCUGGGGUCCAGACACCAGGAAGGCUGGCAGACAUAAACCCUUGAGUCCUGAAGAGGGCACCUCCAGGUGGCAGGAGCUCCCAUUCUCCACACCAUGAGCACUAGCACCGGCCCAGAGGCUGCCCCCAAACCAAGUGCCAAGUCAAUCUAUGAGCAGAGGAAACGUUAUUCCACUGUGGUUAUGGCAGAUGUUUCGCAGUAUCUAGUCAAUCACCUGGUGACAUUCUGCCUGGGUGAAGAGGAUGGCGUGCACACUGUGGAGGAUGCCUCCCGGAAGCUGGCCGUCAUGGACAAUCAGGGCCGCGUCUGGGCCCAAGAGAUGCUGCUGCGCGUGUCUCCGGACCACGUCACGCUGCUUGACCCCAUCUCCAAGGAGGAGUUGGAGUCGUACCCGCUGGGGGCCAUCGUGCGCUGCGACGUGGUGAUGCUGCCAGGCCGGAGCCGCUCGCUGCUGCUGCUCGUGUGCCAGGAGCCUGAGCGCACGCAGCCGGAUGUGCACUUCUUCCAGGGCUUGCGUCUGGGGGCGGAGCUGAUCCGAGAAGACGUCCAGGGGGCUCUGCACGACUACCGGUCUGGCCGCGGGGAGCGCAGGCCCGCAGCGCUCAGGGCCACGCAAGAGGAGUUGCAGCGCCACCCCUCACCGGCGGCCGAGACCCCUCCGCUGCAGCGCAGCCCUUCGGUCCGCGCCGUCAUCAGCAUAGGGGAGGCGGGCCGGGGGCGACCUCGGGCGGGGCCCAUCCCCGAGGUGGAGGAGCCCCAGAGACCCGGGCAGGAAGGAACCUCAGGGAACGCCAACCCAGCCUCCCCGGACCUGGGCCCCCGGGGGCCGGACCUGGCCAGUCUGCAGGCGGAGCGGGACGUGGACAUCCUGAACCACGUGUUCGACGAUGUGGAGAGUUUCGUCUCGAAGCUGCAGAAGUCAGCAGAGGCAGCCCGGGUGCUGGAGCACCGGGAGCGUGGCCGCAGGACCCGGCGCCGGGCAGCUGGGGAGGGUCUCCUGACCCUGCGGGCCAAGCCGCCCUCAGAGGCCGAGUACACUGACGUGCUUCAGAAAAUCAAGUACGCCUUCAGCCUGCUGGCCAGACUGCGUGGAAACAUCGCCAACCCUUCCUCCCCAGAGCUGCUGCAUUUCCUGUUCGGACCUCUGCAAUUGAUUGUGGACACAUCGGGCGGCCCCCGAUUUGCAAGUGACGUGCAGCGGCCGCACCUGACGUCUGAGGCGGUGGCACUGCUGCGGGACAACCUCACCCCCCGUGAAAAUGCCCUCUGGACCUCGCUGGGGGACUCAUGGACCCGCCCGGGACUGGAGCUGUCCCCCAAGGAGGGACCUCCAUACAGCCCUGAGUUCUCCAGCGGCUGGGAGCCCCCUGCCACCGACCCACACGGCCGCGCCUGGGAGGACCCGGUAGAGAAACAGCUACAGCAUGAGCGGCAACGCCAGCAGGUGAGGCUAGAGCUUCUCUUCCCCGGGAGGAACAAACUCCUCCCCCAGGUAACACAGUGGGGCUGGGACCAGGAAGUCUGGCCCUGCCUGAGCUGCUGCUGCUCUCAUCUCCUGCAGCAAAGUGCCCCCCAGGUCGCUGUCAAUGGUCAUCAACAGCCAGAGGCUGAGCCCCAGCAGGAGCCGGAGGGGAAGUGGGUACUGUGUAAUUAUGACUUCCAGGCCCGCAACAGCAGCGAGCUAUCAGUCAAGCAGCGGGAUGUGUUGGAGGUCCUGGAUGACAGGCGCAAGUGGUGGAAGGUUCGAGACCAGCAAGGACAGGAAGGAUAUGUUCCCUAUAAUAUCCUGACUCCCCACCCAGGGCUUCGGGGAAGCUGCAGCCAAAGCGCCUCCUGCAGCCUGGAGGAUGACGCUCCUCCUCCCCCACCAGCAGCACCAGCCCCAGGACCGGGCUCCUCUCGGCCCCCCUGGGACAGUUGUGAUAUCCUCAACAUGGACCCCAGAGAGAAGGAGAAAUUCUCCCAGAUGCUGUUUGUCAACGAGGAGCUGCAGGCGCGCUUAGCCCAGGGCCGCCCGGGCCCCAGCCGCGCAGCCCCGGGUCCCCGCGCCCCGGAGCCGCAGCUCAGCCCGCACUCGGACACCUCGGAGGUCCGCACCUGGCUGCAGGCCAAAGGAUUCAGCUUGGGGACCGUGGAGGCGCUGGGCGUGCUGACUGGCGCGCAGCUUUUCUCGCUGCAGAAGGAGGAGCUGCGGGCGGUGAGCCCCGAGGAGGGGGCACGCGUGUACAGCCAGGUCACAGUGCAGCGAGCACUGCUGGAGGACAAAGAGAAAGUGUCAGAGUUGGAGGCGGUGAUGGAGAAGCAAAAGAAGAAGGUGGAAGGUGACCUGGAAACAGAGGUUAUUUGACCUCCCUGGCUACUUUGCUGGAUGUUUCAAGGCAGCCUGUAGGAGAACGGACUCUGCGGACUGCUCCCGCCCACGGAAGUAGACCCCUCGCGAAGCUGCGGAAGUGUUCCGGCUCCGGUUUCCCCUGUCUCUGUAGAGUCUCCUGAGUGAGAGGACUGGCCGUGAGUGGGAGGAAGAGCCGCAUGCGGGUGCCCUGUGCAUUGUGAUCCGCUGCCCAGUCUAUAAACAGCUUCCUCAGUCUA